GCCACCGGCCAUUCGGUCUGUGACUGGGAACGCCGCUGGACGGUACGGCGGGGAAACGAGGCGCGCCGCCAUGAACGGAGACGUGGGCAACAACAGGAUCAUCGCCUCGGGCGAGAAGAAGGUGGCGAUCGUUGGCGGUGGACUGGUGGGAGCGCUGAAUGCCUGCUAUCUGGCACGGCACGGCGUGGAGGUACACCUGUAUGAGUACAGAGAUGACAUCCGCCAGAUGGAGCACGUGGCGGGGCGCAGCAUCAACCUGGCGCUGAGCUUCCGCGGCCGCAGCGCGCUCGCCCGGGUCGGUCUGGAGCAGAAGGUCAUCGAGCAGCACGGCAUCCCGAUGUACGGACGGAUGAUCCAUAACCCGGACGGCAGCCGACGCUCCAUCCCCUACGGCAAGGCGGACCAGUGCAUCUACUCGGUGGGUCGACGCUACCUGAAUGAGACCAUGCUGACAGAGGCCGAGAAUCAUCCAAACGUUCACCUGCAUUUCCAUCACAAGCUCAUCCAUUCAGACCUGAAGAAGGGCAAGAUGGUCUUCGAAAACAACGGCGAGGAGGUGCAGGCGGAGGCUGACCUGGUGCUCGGCUGCGACGGCGCUUACUCGGCCGUCCGGCGCCAGAUGAUGAAGAUGCCCCGCUUCAACUACAGUCAGACCUACAUCCCGCACGGCUACAUGGAGCUCUGUAUCCCGCCCACACAGCACGGCCAGUUCGCCAUGGAGCCCAACUACCUGCACAUCUGGCCCCGAGGUCAGUUCAUGAUGAUCGCGCUGCCAAAUCAGGAUAAGUCGUGGACGGUCACGCUCUUCAUGCCCUUCGACGUGUUCGACUCGCUCACCAACCCGGACUGUCUGCUCGACUUCUUCCGCGUCCACUACCGCGACGCCAUCCCGCUGAUCGGCGAGGAGAAACUGAUCAAGGACUUCUUCUCCAACCGCGCCUCGUCACUCGUCUCCAUCAAGUGCUCGCCGUACCACUCCAGCAAGGGGCUGAUCAUGGGCGACGCGGCCCAUGCCAUGGUGCCGUUCUACGGACAGGGAAUGAACGCGGGCUUCGAGGACUGUCUGCUGCUGGACGAGCUCAUGACGAAACACCACAUGGACCUGGACCGCGUGCUGCCAGAGUACACCGAGCUCAGGAACCCGGACGCAGAGGCCAUCUGCGACCUGGCUAUGUACAACUAUGUGGAGAUGCGUGACCUCGUCAACUCGCGGACGUUUCUGCUGAGGAAGAUGCUGGACAACCUGCUGCACGCCUUCUUCCCCAACAGCUGGAUGCCGCUUUACGGCAUGGUGUCCUUCAGUCGCGUGCGCUACCACAGGGCCAUCGAGCACAAGAGGCGCCAGGACAAGAUCGUUCGGAGCACCGUGAUGGCGCUGGUGGCGGCGCUGGCCGGCGGCGCGGCGUACCUGCUCCAGCGCGGCGAUCUGUGGCGCACUGCUGCCGACACCGUGCACGCGCAGGCGCGGCAGGCGCUGGCCGGGCUCGGCCUGUGAGCGGCGCAUGCGCAGACUCCGAACGCUAGAAGACGGGCGGAGCACGAACAACGCGUCCAGGGGAGGGACGACGUUUCCGGUGGGGAAACUGGCGGACAGGACUCUCAUGAAAAGAUGUGGGGCUGCUGGCAGGUGACCUCACGCAUCUGAUGCCCGCCGACGGGUGUGCGGUGGCGGCGGAACAUGAGGUAUUUGCCGGGCCUGUCCGUGACGUAUCCCCGAAACAGCAACUCCGGUGCCGCGGGGCGGAGCCGCCUGUGACCUUGUGUGAGAUGACCGGUGAUCCGUUCAUGCAUUCUGUCCCAGUUUUUUCGCCCUCAAUAGUAUGACGCCUUUAUGAAAGGCCAUUCAUCGAAUACCCCACUCGAAGCACGCAGACGCCCGCUGCACCGUCGGGAUCUCGGCGCCGUCCGGACAGCUGGCUCGGGCCUGCUCGCACGGAUUGACCUCGCGUGCGAGCAGCUGCAGUAGACACCCCACUACGGAGCACUUGUUCAGCCAUGUGUUCAGCCAGGGCGUGACUUUGUACCGCACCAGCAAGGACGUACAGACGGGCCUGCGAUCCUGGCCCCACACCACCGCGCGUGCGGACUUUGCGUUGUGGGGAGACGAUCGGCCCUAAGUGGAAAAGGGGCGGCAUAUCUGCGCUAGGACGACGCAGGACCGGCCUAGUGCCCACAUCCCUCCACGGCUGUCCGCACCGCCCGCUGACGCGCUCUGAAGCCCUCGACUCCGUGCAACGCCGUCCGAGAAACAGUUUCAGCCGCCCGGGACGCGGGUCACCGGUCUCUCUCCCGCAAACGUCGCCGCUGACGCGUGUGCCGCCGGCCGUCACCGCGUCCGCCUGUCCCACGACUCGCUGGGGCUGUUCCUCCCCGAAGGACGAUUCGGCGCGCCCUCCCGAGCGAGGUCAUCGCGUGUUUACCCACAGUAUCAGCUGCAGGUUGCUGCUGCGGUCUCCUGUUAGAAUAUGUGCGACCCUGAAUACAGUCAUAGUGCUAACA
Molecule: messenger RNA, 2499 nt
Organism: Pollicipes pollicipes
Lineage: Eukaryota; Metazoa; Arthropoda; Thecostraca; Pollicipedomorpha; Pollicipedidae
Gene: cn
Product: Kynurenine 3-monooxygenase cn
Exons: 11
Coding region: 71-1495 (474 amino acids)
Biological process (GO): L-tryptophan catabolic process; quinolinate biosynthetic process
Cellular component (GO): mitochondrial outer membrane
Molecular function (GO): FAD binding; kynurenine 3-monooxygenase activity
Source: RefSeq, a predicted model, not a curated record